CUCAGGUGUGAGAUUAAAGGCCCUGCUUGGCUCAGGACAAUCAGUUAUUGCAUGAGAGUGAGCGUUGAGGUAGUUGGCUAACUAUACAGACGUGUUUUAUCAUUGCACUAACGCCGUUAUAUGAAGCGAAGGUCUAUGAACAUGUGGCUGCCCCAUUUGGGGCUGACACAGAAAGAUAGACUCAUGAUACUGAACUACCAGGGUGUAAGCAUCCCCAUUAUUGAUGCCGCACAGCACAUACUGCGCAAUCAAUUUCAUGUGGAAGGCUUGCAGCCUGUGAAAUUAGGAGCGACUGGCUCCUUCACCCCCGUCUCUGGCCCGUCACUGCAGAUACACCCGGAUACGGAUGACAAACACUUCUUUGUGUCCUGCUUUCGAGAUGGGCAGGUGCAAAUUGCAGACAGCGACAGAUGGCGGCUUACCCCCUCUGGCAGCAGGCAACUACAGGAUCUAUAUCAGGAUGUUGUCCCUAAAGACCUGCUGAAAAAUCUUAACAUCUUGAACGUGGAGCAACAGAGGCCAGACUCAGGGAACUGCGGGCUAUAUUCUGUCGCGAAUGUUGUGGAGUUCCUCUGCACCGGCGACUUUCCCAGGCGCAGAUUCAAACAGCGAAAGCUAAGACAACAUCUCAUACAGUGCCUGGAUGAUGGGGAAUUUACUCCAUUUCCCAAAAGAAGCCGCCAUAACAACCAGAGGAAACUCAUUCCGGCAGUUGAUAGCAGCAGUGUAGACACUGGAAAAACUUCACCUAUUCCAGAAUCUAGAAAAAGAAAGUGCCCUGAUGACAAUGGCAACAACAAACGGGGGAAACUUGAUGAAGCCAUCUGAUGUGAAUGGAAUCCAACAUAGACUGAGGAAUCAGGCUCCACCGAGAAUGGCUGUGUCCCUCACUUAACACCUAAAUCAACUUGUCCAGGCCUCAGAAUUCUACUGAGAACCCAAUGUCCGUCCAAAUAACAUCUAGGACCGGAUACUGGACAAGUAAUCCAUUCACACAUCUGUUAUGAUCCUGGGAAACUGGACAAGUAAUCCAUUCACACAUCUGUUAUGAUCCAGUAAUCCAUUCACACAUCUGUUAUGAUCCAGGAUUCCAUUCACACAUCUGUUAUGAUCCAGUGAUCCAUUCACACAUCUGUUAUGAUCUGCUGACGGCCAGAGGAAUGAAGUAACUGAGCAGAGAAGUGUACGGAGCAAGGAGAUAAAACUGGGAAAAAAGUGACUUUACACAGACUGUGACAAGACAGCUGUAUAACAAAGCAUUCUGCUCAAGUUCUAUCCAGAAAACCUGCACAAUAUUUCUUCAUAGCAAUCUGUUCCAGAGCCAUCCAGAAAACCUGCUCCAGUACUCUUCACAGCAUUCUGCUCCAGUGC
Messenger RNA from Pseudophryne corroboree (corroboree frog), 1371 nucleotides. RefSeq lists its product as uncharacterized. The transcript is spliced from 2 exons. The record is from RefSeq and is a predicted model, not a curated record. Bases 121 to 828 code for a protein of 235 amino acids. NCBI's taxonomy places the organism in Eukaryota, Metazoa, Chordata, Amphibia, Anura, Myobatrachidae.